AUGGCAGCUGAGAGACCAGUGGCUUCGCUUCGUGGGCGACAAGUGUCUGAUGAUGAUGUGGCGGGAUUGUUGGGAAAGUAUCCGGACAAGGUGGCGCUGGUGAACACGCUGGCGGUGACGGACACGUCACUUGCAACGGUUGCUCGUCUGGCACGUGAGGCGGCGAUGGAAGGCGAUGGAAGCACGUUCUGGAAGCUUCACUCUCUGCAUGUCGAAGGGAGCAAGGUCUCUGAUGUCGGUCUUAAUCUCCUUGCUCGUGCACCGCUUCCUGUCCUCUCUGAGCUCUCCAUCGCUUGGGCAUCGCGGGUCACCGACAAGGGCAUCUCCUCGCUGGUCAGCUGGGAGCCAAAGCCGGACAAGCUGACAUCACUCUCGCUCGCUGGCUGCACCAAGAUCACCGAUGCGGGCCUCAUUGACGUUGUUGACGCCUUUCCCAACCUCACGGCUCUUGAUCUUACCGCAUGCCGCAACAUCACAGACUCUGGCCUCUCGGCGCUCGCUGCUCGCGGCGCUGUCCGUCUCCGUCGCCUUGUUCUCCGUGGCUGCGCGAGCGUGUCGGACGAGGGCGUAUGCAACGUCAUUCGCGCCGCCGGGUCACUCACCAAGCUCGAUCUCCACGGUUGCCGUAAGAUAUCCGAUGCUGUCGCCACCGCGCUCAAGUCGUACACGCCGCGGUUGGGCGAGCUGGUCCUCGACGGCUGCGUCCGCCUCACCGACGCCACCCCUGCAGCGCUAGCGGCUGGCUGCCCUCGACUGACGGCGCUAGAUCUCUCUGGCCUGCGCCAUCUGACCGAUGCCGGCCUGGCCUCGUUGGCCGGCAAGACCAAGGCGCUGGCGCAGCUCUCGCUCCGAUGGUGCCCGGGAGUGACUGACGACGGCCUUUCCGCGCUCGUCCGUGCCAGCCCCAAGCUGACCUCGCUCCACAUCCCGGGCUGCACGCGGGUUGGCGACGCGACGCUAUGUGCGUUAGGCUCGGCGGCGCCGCGGCUACAGCAUCUGGACGGCGUAUGCAACGUCAUUCGCGCCGCCGGGUCACUCACCAAGCUCGAUCUCCACGGUUGCCGUAAGAUAUCCGAUGCUGUCGCCACCGCGCUCAAGUCGUACACGCCGCGGUUGGGCGAGCUGGUCCUCGACGGCUGCGUCCGCCUCACCGACGCCACCCCUGCAGCGCUAGCGGCUGGCUGCCCUCGACUGACGGCGCUAGAUCUCUCUGGCCUGCGCCAUCUGACCGAUGCUGGCCUGGCCUCGUUGGCCGGCAAGACCAAGGCGCUGGCGCAGCUCUCGCUCCGAUGGUGCGCGGGAGUGACUGACGACGGCCUUUCCGCGCUCGUCCGUGCCAGCCCCAAGCUGACCUCGCUCCACAUCCCGGGCUGCACGCGGGUUGGCGACGCGACGCUAUGUGCGUUAGGCUCGGCGGCAAUUAAAGAAUUCUAUCGCCUAUUCCUUGCUCGUGCACCGCUUCCUGUCCUCUCUGAGCUCUCCAUCGCUUGGGCAUCGCGGGUUACCGACAAGGGCAUCUCCUCGCUGGUCAGCUGGGAGCCAAAGCCGGACAAGCUGACAUCACUCUCGCUCGCUGGCUGCACCAAGAUCACCGAUGCGGGCCUCAUUGACGUUGUUGACGCCUUUCCCAACCUCACGGCUCUUGAUCUUACCGCAUGCCGCAACAUCACAGACUCUGGCCUCUCGGCGCUCGCUGCUCGCGGCGCUGUCCGUCUCCGUCGCCUUGUUCUCCGUGGCUGCGCGAGCGUGUCGGACGAGAGCGUAUGCAACGUCAUUCGCGCCGCCGGGUCACUCACCAAGCUCGAUCUCCACGGUUGCCGUAAGAUAUCCGAUGCUGUCGCCACCGCGCUCAAGUCGUACACGCCGCGUUUGGGCGAGCUGGUCCUCGACGGCUGCCGCUGGCGGCUGACUGCCCUCGACUGA
Thecamonas trahens ATCC 50062 is the source of this 1923-nucleotide messenger RNA. Its product is annotated as F-box/LRR-repeat protein 3. Gene Ontology annotation, cellular component: SCF ubiquitin ligase complex. NCBI's taxonomy places the organism in Eukaryota, Apusomonadida, Apusomonadidae. Bases 1 to 1923 code for a protein of 640 amino acids. The record is from RefSeq and is a predicted model, not a curated record. Gene Ontology annotation, biological process: SCF-dependent proteasomal ubiquitin-dependent protein catabolic process. The transcript has 3 exons. Gene Ontology annotation, molecular function: protein binding.